Molecule: messenger RNA, 1495 nt
Organism: Larimichthys crocea (large yellow croaker)
Lineage: Eukaryota; Metazoa; Chordata; Actinopteri; Sciaenidae
Product: interferon-induced protein 44
Exons: 8
Coding region: 279-1151 (290 amino acids)
Biological process (GO): immune response
Source: RefSeq, a predicted model, not a curated record
AAUACAUAUCCGUGUUGAGAACACCAGUCAGAUACCAACAGCUACAGUCUCAGGUAUAGUCUUUUGCGAUUCAGUAGUGUAAGAAAGUCAAAUUGUGUAAUCAGCUGCUUUCAUUUGUUGACAAGUAACUGCGUUUAAGUUACAUAGUGACAUUAUUUGUCAAAGUGAUAAAAAAUAACUUGUAGUAGAGUAUAAAAAGCAUAAUUUCUCAAUUUAAGAAUCAUUACUUGAUAUUAAUCAUCAACAACUUCUUUCUGCACAGGCACAACUGUUGAGCUAUGCAACGAAGAUUGCGAAGCUUGUUCAUAUCUCAACCCCGACCACCCCAGAAUUUAACUGAAGAAUGGAGGAAGAUACCAUGGGGUAACAAAGACAGAGACCUGCUGUUUGUGAGCGGUUAUCAGCCUCAUAAUGACGAGCUCAAUCAGCAAAGAAUUCUGCUUUAUGGACCAACUGGUUCUGGAAAGUCCAGUUUCAUCAACUCUGUGGACAGUGUUUUACAAGGCAGAGUGACUGUUCGAGCUGCAGCGGAUGCAAUCUCUCAGGAGAGCUUCACCAAAAAGUUCAGAACUUACAAAAUCCAGAAAGGAGGACCAGGGACAUUUUACCCUUUUGCCUUCACUGACAUCAUGGGCAUUGAGAAGGAUACUAACAAAGGAGCUCGUGUUGAAGACAUCAAACUGGCCAUGAGUGGACACAUAAAAGAUGGUUACAAUUUCAAUCCAGUCUCUAAAAUUUCUGAGGAUGAUCACAAAUACAACAAAAUCCCAACUCUAAAUGACCAUGUUCACGUUCUGGUUUGUGUCGUCUCUGCCACCACAUCAAAUAUACUGAGUGCUGAAUCUGUAGCAAAGAUGAGGGAGGUCAGACUGGCAGCCAGGGACAUGGGGAUUCCACAAUUGGCUAUUCUCACCAAAAUUGAUGAAGCUUGUCCAGAAGUCAACGCAGACAUAAAGAACGUCUACAGGAGCAAGUACCUGAAGAAAAGGAUGGAGGAAUUGAAUGUGGCACUCGGCAUCCCACUGAACUGCAUCUUUCCUGUGAAAAACUACCACUUUGAGAUCGACACGGAUGAUGACAUUGAUACUCUGAUACUGAGUGCACUGAGACAGAUUAUUUACUCUGGAGAAGACUUUGUCAACAAUCUGUAGACGUAUAUACAGGACAUGCAAAUUUGAGGCGUGGUAAAAAAAAAGAAGACAGUAUUAUUAUUUGUUUUUCAUUUUCAAGUAAUGCAUAUAAUAAGUAAUAUAAGUUAUCUUACUGUGCAACCUGUUUUGUGUUUUUAAUUCAUGUGGUACCCUCUGGUGUUGUAGUCUCCCUGUUAUCAUGAAUCGGGUUAUUAUAAGGUUGUAGGACAUUUAAAUUUCUAUGUUUAAACUUGGCUGAAAAGUACUUCUUGUUACAUAUACUAUACCUCUAACAGCAUUUUCCGUUGCAAUGUUUGGACCUGUUACAUAUUUUUUUAAAACCUCAAUAAAAAGAAACAAAAAUA